ACUAACCACCAAACUGUUAAACCUACUGACAGAAAAAAUGGCAAAGUUUCUUCAAUUUGUGAUUCUUGUUGCUUUGAGCAUUUUUAUCUCAGCUAAACCUUUGGCUCCUGGAGUUGGAAUGUUUGGAGAUAAAUUUCAAGGAGAUAUAAAACUGACCGAUGAACAAAAGGAACUUAUAUUUGGAACACCUGAAGGUCGAAAUUCUAGAACUGGAUGGACUUGGCUUCCAUUUCGUUGGCCAAAAAAUGGUCAAGGGCAAGUGAUUAUUCCUUACCGUAUUACUGCUUCACAAGGAUUCCAACAAGAUCAAAUAAAUUGGAUGCUUCGAGAAUUUGCUGAUAUUGAAAGAGCGACUUGUGUUCGCUUCGUUCAACAUACAACUCAAACCGAUUUUGUAGAUAUCGUCAACGGAGAUGGUUGCUGGUCAUGGAUGGGGCGUACUGGUGGAAGACAAGAACUAUCUUUGGAUACAAAUGGAUGCUUCUGGGAUGGAACAGCAAUGCACGAAGCAAUUCACGCUAUUGGAUUUGAUCAUAUGCAUGCUGAUGUCACACGUGAUAGUCAUGUUUCAAUAAUGUGGAAUAACAUUCAGCCUGGAAUGGAAAGUGCUUUUAAUAUGGUCGAUCCUCAAUGGUUCAGUAGUUUUGGAACUUCGUAUGACUUAUGGUCGGUCAUGCAUUACCCAAGAUGGGCUUUUUCAAGAAAUGGACAAGACACAGUUGUGCCACACGACCGUUCAUUUCUGGAUAUCAUUGGAGAGACUGGUGCCGUUUCAUCAGAAAAAAUGGCAAAGUUUCUUCAAUUUGUGAUUCUUGUUGCUUUGAGUAUUUUUAUCUCAGCUAAACCUUUGGCUCCCGGAGUUGGAAUGUUUGGAGAUAAAUUUCAAGGAGAUAUGAAAAUGACACCAGAACAGAAGGAACGCAUUUUUGGCAAAUCUGAAGGUCGAAAUUCUAGAACUGGUGCGACUUGGGCUUCUGCCCGUUGGCCAAGGAAUGCGCAAGGGCAAGUGAUUGUUCCUUAUCGCAUCACUGCUUCACAAGGAUUCCAACAACAUCAAAUAAAUUGGAUGCUUCGAGAAUUUGCUGAUAUCGAAAGAGUGACUUGUGUUCGCUUCGUUCAACGAACAACUCAAGUUGAUUUCGUAGACAUUGUCAACGGAGAUGGUUGCUGGUCAUGGAUAGGACGAAUUGGUGGAAGACAAGAAUUGUCUAUGGACACAAAUGGAUGCUUCUGGGAUGGAACAGCAAUGCACGAAGCAAUUCACGCUCUAGGAUUUGUUCACAUGCAUUCUGAUGUCACACGUGAUAGCCACGUUUCAAUAAUGUGGAAUAAUAUUAUACCUGGAUUCGAAGAUCAAUUUGAGAUGGUCGAUCCUCGAUGGUAUGACAGUUUGGGGACUCCAUACGAUUUAAGAUCGAUCAUGCAUUACCCAAGAUGGGCGUUUUCAAGAAAUGGACAAGACACAGUUGUACCACACAAUCGUUCGUUUUUGGACAUCAUUGGAAUGACUGGUGCCGUUUCAUCAGGUGAUGCUUUAAGGAUUAAUCGGUUAUAUGGUUGUUAAAUAAUUUAAAUAUUGUGAAAUAAAACCUUAUGGUGUGAAUAUUUAA
Messenger RNA from Clunio marinus, 1610 nucleotides. The record is from the annotation of a GenBank genome assembly. Lineage: Eukaryota; Metazoa; Arthropoda; Insecta; Diptera; Chironomidae.